UGCUUGUGAGUCGCUCUUCGGGCCCUGAGUUGGCGCGACGCGCGUCUCCUGUAACCGCUACUUUUUUUGUACUCCAUAAAGCCCCCGAGCGUCGAGUGCUUUUUGUUUUAUUAUAAUUAUAUUUGUUUUCAUUUUUUUACGUACUCUAAAAAAAUAUAUCCGUAUAUUAAUAAUUAAUAAAUAUAUAAAUAAAUAAAUUACUAUUAUUAUUAGUAAUAAUACUAAUAAUUUAAAAAAAAGUGGAAUUUACUGAAAGCGCUUGGAAAUAAUCGCAGGAUUAGGUGAGAUAAAAAGUUACAAAAAUGGCAGUUUUUGGUCUUGUAUCAGCGGUAGCUGGUUUUGUGAAAGUGAGGUAUUUAAUUGACAAGGCCAUCAUUGAUAACAUGGUCUUCAGAGCUCACUAUAGAAUCACGUCGGCUAUUUUAUUUGCCUGUUGCAUCAUCGUCACAGCCAACAACUUAAUCGGUGAUCCUAUUAACUGUAUAGCCGAUUCAGCGGUAACAGAGCACGUGAUCAACACCUUUUGUUGGAUAACAUACACAUACACGCUUCCAGACAAUGCAUUGAAGCCAGUGGGUACUCAUGUAGCAGCACCCGGACUUGGAACAGAUACCGGAGAGAAAAAGUACCACUCGUAUUAUCAGUGGGUUCCUUUCAUGCUUUUCUUCCAAGGAAUACUGUUCUAUCUGCCUCACUGGAUGUGGAAGCAAUGGGAAGAUGGUAAAAUAAGAAUGAUUUCUGAUGGCAUGCGUGGUACACUUGUUGAAACCAAACAAGAACGUCAGCAACGUACAUCACGUCUUAUUCAAUAUAUUAUGGACACAUUGCAUUUGCAUAAUAGUUAUGCUGCUGGUUAUUUCUUCUGUGAAGCAUUAAAUUUUGUCAAUGUUGUCGGUAACAUUUUCUUUGUGGACACAUUCCUCGGCGGGGCAUUCUUGACAUACGGAACAGAAGUUGUUAAAUUCAGCCAGAUGAAUCAAGACGAGCGAAGCGAUCCAAUGGUUGAAAUAUUCCCACGUUUAACCAAGUGUACAUUCCACAAAUACGGUGCCUCCGGAUCGAUACAAAAACUCGACGCUCUCUGUGUACUUGCUUUGAAUAUUCUCAAUGAAAAGAUAUUCAUAUUUUUAUGGUUCUGGUUUAUCAUACUGGCUGUUAUGUCGGGCGUUGCGCUGCUAUACAGCAUGGCCGUUGUUCUGUUACCCAGCACGAGGGAGACUAUUCUUAAAAAACGAUUCAAAUUUAGCACAGCGUCUGCAGCUGGCAGUCUCGUUCGCGAAACACAAGUGGGAGACUUUCUUUUGCUCCAUUUGCUGGGCCAAAAUAUGAACAUGAUGGUAUUCAAUGAAUUGCUGGAUGAACUUUGUCGCCGUCUUCACGUCGGAUCAAGUAGCGGAGCGUCACCGGCUUCCGUACCGUCGGCACCCAGUACUUUAGAAAUGUCACCAAUUUAUCCGGAAAUUGAAAAAUAUUCAAAAGAUACCGAGAUUUAAAUACCACAAUUAUUAGUUAUUACUUGUGAUAAUACACUGGUGCCUUAAUUAUUAAAUUUAUAAAUUUUAAUAUCUACUAAUCGGUAGUUUUUUUAAAAAUUUUUUAACUUUAGUUAUACGUGACCGGAAUAUAAAUUAUCAAAAUUUUGAUUAAUUAAAUAAGGCGCAUUACUCAUUAUGAGUAACAAAUUUUUUUGUUCAGUGUAAAAUGACGUAGGAAAAAAUUUAAAAAACUUAAAUAAUUAAUUUUAAAAAUUUAAAUCGACAAUAAAGGUGCAAUUGUUGUGCAUUACUAAAUUUAAUUGUUUGCGUGAUACGAAAGAUAAAAAAAUAAAAUAGAAAUAAUAACAAUUUAUAAAAUAUUAUAAAAAGUAAACGCGCUUUGAAUCAGUGGGCUGUGACUCGAUCGAUUCUUAAUGCAAAGCGACGUACGACGAUUCUCGAUUAAUAGUAACAGAGUACUGUCAUCAUAACGACAAUUAAAUUAACAGUAAUGCAUCUGCACAAAUAAUUAUUACUGAUAAAUGUUAAAUCCGUGUAGGAAUUAAUUAAUAUUAUUAUUAUUAAUUAAUUAAUUAAAUUAAUAAUAAUAAUCCACAUGUUUCUUAUUAUUUUAUAUUAUUAUCAAACUAAAUACUAAAACGUAAUGCAUAAAUAUAUUCCGUCCAGGGCAUAUUGUAUUUUAUUGUGUUCAGUAUCGUAAACUUUUCACUAAACAAUUUUAUCAUCAUAAACUUUAUCAUUAUUUCACUUAUAAAUAAUUACUAACAAUAAUAAAACGAAAUAGUGCCAACGUUAUCAAUCUAUAAAUAUAUAUUUAGUACAAUAAAGUAUAUAUUUAAUAAUUAUGUUUCUUUGUUCAGCAACCGCUCCGACUGUCCUUGAGCGACCUCAAUAAUUUUCUCAAUUUAAUAUUUUUUUCUCAAUAGCUUUAUAAAUAUAUGAAUAAUCUCGCUGUCUGUAAGGUACUUUGUUUGCGUACGGUGAAUAAUGAAAAAGACCGUGAGUUUAUUCCAAGAAAAAUCUUAUAAUUAUUAUUAAUAAUAAUUAUAUACUUUAUAAAUAUUGUUUCUAUCUUUAAAUCGCGAAAACUAGUGCCCUGGAACUACUUUAUAAUUAUCUGCUCAGUACUGAGGACCAAUCGAGAUUUAGUAUUAUUUAUAAGUUUUAAAUCUGAUUAAUUACUGUCUUUGUUCACUCGGUCAUUUAUUUACAAAGCUUUCUUUUAAUUGUAUCGAAUGUAUGUUUUAAAAAAAGUAGCCUCUCAAUAUCGAAUUGCUUUAAAAGAUAAGAAGCAGCUUUGUUUCUUUUUUUUUUUAUAUUAAAAAUAAUAUAUCAUAGCAUGUUUCUAAGUGAUAUGUAGUAAUUAUAUACCAUAAAUAUUUACGAGUAUCAAUACGUCUGUUAUAUUUAAAUUUUAAUGUAAUAAUUAAUGACGAAUAAAGAU
Microplitis demolitor is the source of this 2940-nucleotide messenger RNA. RefSeq names its product innexin inx3 (gene Inx3). Gene Ontology annotation, molecular function: gap junction channel activity. Gene Ontology annotation, biological process: phototransduction. The transcript is spliced from 5 exons. Gene Ontology annotation, cellular component: plasma membrane; gap junction. The coding region runs from base 303 to 1493 and encodes 396 amino acids. Lineage: Eukaryota; Metazoa; Arthropoda; Insecta; Hymenoptera; Braconidae. The record is from RefSeq and is a predicted model, not a curated record.